Messenger RNA from Arachis duranensis, 1365 nucleotides. RefSeq lists its product as uncharacterized. NCBI's taxonomy places the organism in Eukaryota, Viridiplantae, Streptophyta, Magnoliopsida, Fabales, Fabaceae. Bases 1 to 1365 code for a protein of 454 amino acids. The transcript has 4 exons. The record is from RefSeq and is a predicted model, not a curated record.
AUGAUAGAGUUGUACGUGGAGUUUGAACAGCAGUCAGGGUCGGGCGCGGUCGGCGAGGAGGUCAAUGUUGAUGAGCUCGGGGAUAUAGAUUGGGAAGAAGAUAAUAAUGACAGUGAAGAGAAGUUCGAAGCUAACUAUGAAGUCGAUAACGGAGACUUGGCAGGCAAUCCAGAGGUGCAAAUUGAAGCAAAUGCGAUUGUAAGCCAGCACCCAUUUAGUGUUCCCUCUUUUAUGCGGACUCUAGAUCUCGAAGCCAUGCAUGACCCAGAAUUUCCUGAGUAUGCGAAUACGAGUGAAGACAACGCUACGGCAGAAGAUGGCGAGUUUAGUGUUGGAAUGGAAUUUGGUUCGAGAGAGUCGGUGAUAUCUACAAUUAAAAGCUACACUAUCUCUAGAGGAGUUGAUUACACUGUGUAUGAGUCUGAGUCGCAGACAUUCUAUGCGAAAUGUAAGGGGUAUGGUGUAGGGUGCGAUUGGCUUAUCCGGGCUAGCUUGAUUCGAAAGAAAACUUGUUGGGAGAUCAGGAGAUACAAUGGCAAGCACAUGUGCACCGUUGGAACGAUAUCACAAGAUCAUGCCAAGUUGGACUCGGACACAAUUGCAGAUGCCAUUAGGCCGUUGGUCGAAUUAGACCCCUCGAUAAAGGUGAAGUCUGUAAUUGCAGAAGUUCAAUCUUGGUUCAACUACACUGUCAGUUACCGCAAGACUUGGUUGGCAAAGCAGAAAGUUGUUGCCAAGGUUUUUGGUGAUUGGGAAGUUUCUUACCAGACUCUGCCAGUACGGUUGAAAGCAAUGACGGUUAAAAUGCCAAGGUCUCGUGUUCAAAUCAAAACGCUCCCCGUUUACCGUGAGACUGAGGAGGUUCAAGGUGUAAGAGUUCUGCACCUCGAGGGCGAGACGGCAGACGCAUGGGAGUUUUUCCUGACGAAUUUGCGGAGAUAUGUUGUUACCAUUGAUGGUGUGGGUAUUAUUUCUGACCGCCAUACUUCCAUCGACGCUGCAAUAGCUCGCACUAACGGUGCAUGGUCACCACCAAGGGCGUGGCACAUGUACUGCAUCAGGCACAUCGGCUCCAACUUCUUAAGGAGGUUCAAGGCUCCAUAUUUGCAUAAACUCGUGGUGAACACAUGCUAUUCUAGGACAGAGCAGGAGUACAACAAAAACUACCAAAGGCUUAAAGAGCGGGGUGAGGCAUAUACUCAAUGGUGCAAUGAGAUCGGUGUUGAGAGAUGGGUGUUGGCAUUCGAUGGUGGUCAUCGUUGGGGACAUAUGACGACAAACUUGGUAGAGUGGAUAAAUUCUGUCUUGAAGGGUGCAAGCAACCUUCCUGUGACUGCCCUGGUCCGUCAACUUUCUAUCGGCUGA